Medioppia subpectinata is the source of this 2086-nucleotide messenger RNA. NCBI's taxonomy places the organism in Eukaryota, Metazoa, Arthropoda, Arachnida, Sarcoptiformes, Oppiidae. The record is from the annotation of a GenBank genome assembly.
CAUUACUAUUUUUGAGAUCAACUUUUUUGUUGUGUUUUUUAUUUUUCUAUUACUAUUGAGUGAAACAACAAAUCAUUUCAUUUCAGACAACAAUUGAAUCACAUUUUGUUUCAACACUUCUUCCGACCAAACAAUCACUCAUUUGUUUGACUUUUGAUUAAUUAAUAAUUUAUUUAUUUUGUAUUUAAUUAAUUAAAACCAAUCGUUAGAAGACAUGGAAACGAAUAAAUUGAUUGAAUUAUUUAAGGCGACAAUCGAUCCGAACCUUCGCGAAGACGCCGAGAAACACUUGGAUCAAGUGUACAAAAUCAUUGGUUUCGUGCCAUCGGUUCUGCGGUUAGUGAUGGACAACAGCGUCGAGAUGCCCGUCCGUCAGGCGGCCGCCAUCUAUAUGAAGAAUCAGGUGUCGCAGAACUGGAUGGAUAAGACACCACCGCCCGGACAACCGGCACAACUGGUCUACUCGAUCCACGAACAGGACAGGGGUCUGAUCCGCGACUCGAUAGUGGACGCCAUAGUGAUGGCACCGGACCUGUUGAGAGUGCAUUUGGCCACUUGUAUCAAUCAUAUGGUAAAACACGAUUUCCCGUCGCGUUGGACCACAAUUGUGGACAAAAUCGCGGUAUAUCUGCAAACCCCGGACGUGAGCGGAUGGAUGGGAGCGCUCGUAGCUCUCUAUCAAUUGGUGAAGAACUAUGAAUACAAGAACAAUGAGGACAGAACACCACUACUCGAAGCACUCAAACUGUUAGCCCCACUCAUGUAUAAUCUAUUGGUGGGUCUAAUGCCAGACCCGAGCGAACAAUCAGUUCUGCUUCAGAAGCAGAUAUUGAAGAUAUUCUAUGCGCUGAUCCAAUAUAGCUUACCAUUGAGUUUACUCACCAAAGAUAUCUUCACACAAUGGAUGGAACUGUUUCGACAAGUGGUCGAUAGGGAUGUGCCAAACGAGACAAACAAUAUAGACGUCGACGAGAGGCCAGAGUUGGCCUGGUUUAAGGUGAAGAAGUGGGCCGUCCGGACACUGUCCAGACUUUUUGAACGCUACGGAUCGCCGGGAAAUGUGCACAAAGAGUAUAAAGGGUUCGCCGAUUGGUAUAUAAAGACAUUCUCUCACGGAAUCAUUCAAGUGAUACUUAAGAUUCUGGAGCAAUACGGCCAUAAGGUAUAUGUGCCGCCCCGUGUCCUACAACAGGGCCUCAAUUACCUGAACACAGCUGUCAAUCACGCGUUUACGUGGAAACUGAUUAAGACACACAUGUCUGUCAUCGUUCAGAAUAUACUCUUCCCUCUCAUGUGUUAUACCGACGAAGACGACGAGCUCUGGAGCACUGAUCCGCACGAAUACAUUCGCCUCAAGUUUGACGUCUUCGAGGACUACGUGAGUCCCGUGACGGCCGCCCAAACACUUCUGCACACGUGUUGUAAGAAACGCAAAGAUAUGCUCCAAAAGUCGAUGGGUUUUGCCGUUCAAGUGCUGAGUAACGCGACGUCCGAUCCGCGCAUGAAAGACGGCGCCCUCCAUAUGGUCGGGUCGGUGGCAGACAUUCUCCUCAAAAAGGACUUAUAUAAGGAUCAGAUGGAGAAUAUGGUUGUGGCGUAUGUUUUCCCGCAAUUCCAGUCGGCGCACGGCUAUCUGAGGGCGCGCUCGUGUUGGGUUCUGCACCACUUCUAUCAAAUCACGUUCACCAACGACGCCAACCUCUAUCAGGGCCUGUCUUACCUCCAGAACUGUCUGCUCACUGAUAAGGAUCUUCCGGUCAAAGUUCAAGCGGCCAUCUCUUUGCAAGACAUGAUCUCUUCGCAGUCCAAAGCGCAGCAAAUGAUUGAACCGAAUAUCACGCAAAUAGCGCUGGAAUUACUGAAAGUGAUUCGUGAGACCGAAAGCGAAGAACUGACAAAUGUUAUGCAGAAAGUUGUCUGCAAUUUCAGCGAACAGUUGACACCCAUUGCCAUCCAAAUGACCGAACACUUGGCNUUAGCCAAUUAUAAGAUUAUUGAUUACACAUUGGGUCCUCAUUAUGACUAUAAAACUAUAAAAACGACUAAAAUAUUACAAAUACUGUACAUUGUAUUAACAAAUGCAUGA